CAGACGCACCGAGGCGGCGGGGAAUUAAAAGGGAAUACGCACUGAUGAAGAAGCGACAACAAAGGGGGAGGACGGAAUUAAAAAAAGGAAAAAAAGCAUUUAUUGCCUCUCCUUUCUCUUCUCACUUCUUGUUUGGAGCAUCCCACAAGCAGAGCACCAGUGAAAACACAUACAUAUGAUAUAUAUAUAAAACUCCUAUACAUAUAUAUCAAAUUAUGCCUGUUUUCAAAGAAGCUGCAGCCGGACAAGGACUGAAUUGACAGCAAAAAUCCAAAAUUGGGAGAUGAUAUGCAGCCCAAAACUGUUGCAUCUUGAGAUUUUUUUGUCAUUUUUUUUGCUGAUUGGGGAAAAAAAAGACAAAAAAAAACCAAAGCAAAAAAAAAAUACCUUGUUGCAAAUGCGAAAAUUUGGAAAACUGAGUUGUUGAGAGCUUCUGCUGCAGACAGUCCUAUAUCUCCAAAGGGGGCUUCUUUUGAAAACAGGAUAUAUUUUUUCUUUUGUUGUUGUGCUGUCGUAUCUCCACUUUGUCUCUGUCGUCCGUAUGGGCAGGGGGAGCGUUGUUCCAGCGAGGCUCGUGCGAACGCGCCACUGAGGGUGCAGAGGGCAGUCCACAGGCUCCCUGACCUCACGCUGAUAUUUUCCUCAACGAUCGACCCAAAAAACAAAAAAUAAUAAUAAUAAAGCGGCCCCAGCUUGGGCUGAGAGGGGAAAAGGGUGAGGUAAGUUGUGGGGGGGAGCGAAAAAAGCAAACAAAGACAGGAUAAUGGGGAGAUCAGGAUCAGAGUGUCAACAAAGAGACACCAUCUAAAAACUGGGGAAGGAAGAAACCAAACCCGCGCAAAGAAAUAAGCUGAGAUCCUCCACUCUGGUCAAGUCAUUCCAGCAUCUGCUUUCUCAAAGCUUCUCUUGAGUCUCGGUGUGCAGCCAACGCCGAGACGUUAAGAUCAGGGAUAUCACAACAUCAGCCCUCCCCUCUCCCUUUCUCCUCCUCUCUCCUCUCCCCUCAGCUCUUAGCACUUGUAGGGCAGGACUGAGCGGGGCUGACAGACAAGAGAGCGCCCAGCUGGUGUCCCGGGUCUGUUACAAGACCCCGAGAUCCGCAGUAAAAGGAGGGGUGUCAGCGGCGGCAGCAACAGGAGCCCCCGCACGCGCCGAGGAAAACAAAAAAAGCCAUUGGACUGCUUGUGUGUCGCUCUUAAAAAGCUACAGAGUGACACUGACUCUGACUGAGCUCUGUCACUGGGGGGGGGGUGGGGGGAUUUGAGUUGUGUGUGUGAAUGAGUGUGUGAGAGAAAGAGAGAGAUUGAGUGUGUGUGCGUGUGUUUGUGUGUGUGUGAGAGAGAGUGUGUGUGCGUGUGUGUGUGUGUGUGUGUGUGUGAGCCUCAGGUGCAAGAGGGAUGCUUCCGGACUGUAAUCAUCACGGGAUUUCAGCUUUUUGCAACAGCCCGGAGUGAUGCUUGAAAGACUUUUCGAGCAGCUGUGGUGACCUGUUGGGUCUUUGACACUGGAAGGAGAUAUCUGAUACCAAUCUCUACAAAGUAAAAGCUCCACACUCAACAUCACCAGAGGCUGAAAGACUGGAGCUACACGUCUCCCCGAAGUGGACCACGGUGGCAUCGAAAAGAUGCCCACCGCUAAAAUAAAAAAGCUUCUCCUGAGCGGUGACUCUGAGAGUAGGAGGAUGAUUGAUGCAAGUUAAACUCUGAGAGGGGGAGAAGUGGAGGAGACAGACAAACUCCGGUGGAAAAACACUUCACUUCAGGAGUUUUUUUUCCAGGACAUCAGAAUUGACUUGACUCCGGUGUAGAGUUGUUAUCCACUCAGGAAUAUGAGUCCGUCUCCGGAGUGAAAAGCCUUUCAUGUGAGGAGCCCGUGACUAUCUGUGAAUUUCGGAGGAAUCUGCCCUUCUUCUUUUUUCUCAGCGGCGCCCCGGAACCUCAGAGUUCUCACUUUUCACAGAUUAUUCAUCCACUCAGCGGGGGGAGCGCAUUGCUGGAAAUGCCAGAGGCGAGUUCAUUCGUACGUAACACGCCCUCUUAAACUGGACUCCCUCCAAGCUUUGGAUUUGUCUACAACCGCCUCUGCUGUCUGCUGACGACAUAUGGCUUUGUGAAAGGAGCAUUAGUUUGGGCCUGUCACUGACAAAUACACAUCAGCACUGAGCCAUCGCAAGACAUUGGAAUAAGUGCAAGAUGGCCGCCUCCAUUCAUCCGCUCUUGGUGAGCUGCUCGCUGGCUGUUCUCCUGGGUUUGACCUCUCUGGGCGGACUGAACUCUUGGCGAUCGGGUCAAGCUUUGGCCCAAGUUUCCAACCAGACAGCGGAACCCACUGUGGUGCCGGAGGCCGCGCUGGCAACGCCGACGCCAGAAGGGGAGGACAAAGUGAUUCCAAUUGCCGGCAACCGUUGCUGGGGUUACUAUGAUGUCAUGGGCCAGUGGGACCCGCCCUUUAACUGUAACGCUGGCAUCUACCUGUUCUGUUGUGGUUCCUGCUUCUACCGCUUCUGCUGCCAGUUCAAAGUCCACAGUUUGGACCAGACUUCCUGUUCCAACUACGACACACCCGUGUGGGCAAACACAGGGAAGCCGGCGGCGCCCGUCACGGAGGUCCACCAGGAACCAGACCGGGAUCGGACCCACAUGAUCGUGUAUAUUAUCUGUGGAGUGGUGGCCAUCAUGGUGUUGGUCGGGAUUUUCACCAAGCUGGGGCUGGAGAAGAGUCAAGGAGGACAGACUGACAUGACCAACUCCAGGACUCUCACAGAGCUUCUGAAGCAGCCUGGGGAGGCUGGAGUGGUGGAUGGACCUGGGGUUCAUCAUCCUAUCGGGACCAACGGCAUCUCGGCCAGAGCACUCCGCUCCAACAAUGGUCAGUCCUUCAUGAAUCAUAACCAUCUGAACAACGCAGCCCUGUCUCCCCUGGGUCCAGCCAUGGCCCUGUCUCAUCCCCACAACAACCUGGGAAUUGGCUUCAACAAGUACACCUCGCUCAAGGCCGUGGACACGACUGCGAGAGACUACUACAAGAGCUACCCAAUGGUAGACUACACCCACCGCCAGUCCCCUCCCACUUUCCAGCCAAUCAACUUCCACCCUAAGGACAAGCCCUUCCUUCCGCCGCCCGACGUCCACGCGCCGCUCGCCAUCACCAUCAACGCCUCCCAGAUCCCCAAGCCGAAGAUCUCCAAGACCAACACCCACCCGCUCACCUCAAGCUCGGCGUUUAAAGCAUGGGACCCCAGCAAGAGCCACAUCCAGCACCCGGUGGCCUCCCACAUGACCCUCCAGGGGCAGCAGCACCACCCUAUCCAGCAGCAGCCACAGCACCACACGCUGCACCAGCAGAACAGCCGGCGCCAGGCCUACUCCAACAAGAGGCAGUUCAGCAUCGAGACACUUCCCGAGCUCUUCUCGCAGCCGCUGGGCUACGGCCACUCGCCGCACAUGCACCCCAAGCACAAGGGACUGCCCACCAACAGCAAGACUGAGGUCACUGUCUGAACAUGGGGAUGAACGGGCGAACAGACAGAAGAGGAAGUGGAAAAAGAAAUGCUCAGAUAUCUUUUAUAUAUCCACAGCCGUAACGGCGAGAAGGGAGCGAGCGAAUAUCGUGUAUAAUCUGAAUUUUUUUUUUUUAACUCUGCAUUUUCCUCAUCGUUGUUGACAACAAUAAUAAUAAUAAUGUGAGUGGUGUUUGUCUACUUUUUGAGACCACCGGAUCAAAAACAACAGCAGCAGCAGAUAAGCUGGGAAGGUGGCGGAUUGGCAGGUGUUGGCUGUGACUCUUUGAACCCGGCGGCUCUUCUGAAUAAUUGAGUGGCCUCUCAGCGUGUUGGCACACCUCUCUGCUUCUCCUCUUCCCUGUCUGCCCGUCUCACCUCUCUGACACUCUGCACCGGCUCUGUAGCACCACUCCACCAUGCACAAAUGUUCAAAUCCCACACACAGACAACUUUUUUGCCCCACAAACCAGCUCCGUCCCCCGGGGCCCCCUUGCUUUUUCAGAGUCCCGUCAGAGAGGCUGGUGAAGGGAAGUGUUUCCCCCUAAGACUUCGGCUCCCCAUCAGCAGAGACAAUGCCAUUGUGUUGUCAGCUCUCGUUGCCCUCCAGCCCCUCCGGAGAGUGAGAUAUCAGCCUGGCAAUUCAUACCAGAGAGGAGGGCAGGGGCGGGAGGAGGAGGGGGUUGGUUAUUCAUCUCAUUCCAGGGGCAAAUGAGAUGAGAAGGAUCUGAACCAUGCACACACACACACACACACACACACACACACACACACACACACUACACAGUUGUCAAAAACUACAGAAGGUUCCCAGCAGUGUCAGGGACCACAGGCACCCCCCACUGACACACUAGCAGAUGCAGACUCCACUCUCUGCGCACUGAUCCUCAGAAACUGGGGAAGUGAAUGCGCGAGCUCUCUUGUUGGUAUUUGUAACGGUUUGUUGAGCUGCUCGUUCCAGUCACCGUCUCUCGUGUCGCUGUGGAUGUUUACCUCUAAAGGAAAGCCCAGGACGGGUCCCCUCGAAAGGGAGCAAAGGUGUCCACGCGUUCAGAAAGGUCAUCACAAAGUCACUGCAUUCUUGCUUCCUCUCUGGCUUUGACAGAUGGGACUGGGUUUGUGUCAGAGAAAUGUCAGCCAGUGCCGCAUGUUGUUACGGGCAUCGGGUUGUCUAAGGAAGUGAAAUGAAUAUAUGAAUACAUACACCAAUAUCCACUUUGCUGCAUUAAGGCGACAGCUCCAUAAGUUUGCAGUCAUUAUGUCAUAAUCAAACACUAAUUAUUAACAUCACGGCGAGUUUUUACAAUGUAGGAAGGAAAAUGCGUUGAUUCAUUACAGGAACACCUUCUCCCAGCAUGGCUUUACCUCAGCACAGCUGUUUGAUGCAUGUGUUUGCUGCCGCUAUGCUAACGUAAUCUCUGAGGCCGAAGCCACCUGCCAGCGCUGUGCAAUUUACUCCACUCCCAGUAAAUGAAGUAGCUACUUUAACCUGCACAAAUGAAUGACUGCUGGCUCCUGAGCUGCCGUGUCUUUUAUGCUUCGAAUGCUUUCACACACGUUCAACACACAUGGUUUCUUUGGCAUGAAAAUGGUCAAAUGUACAGUAAGUUGUCUCAGUAGUGCUCCAUCAAUUUGACAAAUGGGGGGGUUGGUAUCAGUUUACAACCAAAGUGUUUGUGUGGUUGUAAACUGAUACCACACAAAAAUAUAGUUAUGGACAUUAGCCAACAAGUUAGCCCAGAUUUUUAUAUCGGCUGUGCAGCCAGUCGUGAUGAUGAGCAAGUUUAUGUGUUUACUUUCCCACCUGUGUUCGAAAUUAUUCAAGGAAACGUCCCAUUUACUUGGAAAGCUGACAUUGGCUCACACAGCUUGCCUGAUAUACGUUGAUUUGCGCAACUUCUUGUGUUCUCCAAAACUCUACAACCAAGAUUGGUUGGUGAGUGCAAAGUAAGCCUGACCCAUGGAGCUACAAUAGCUGAAUUUAUGGGAAAUUCACCAGGUUGACAUACACAAGAAUUCCUCUUUAAAGGAGCAAUUUGUAAGAUAUGGCCAGAAGUUUUAAUUCUUUUUUCAUCUCUACAUUCCAGAGAAUGCAACAAUGUUGAUAUGGUUUCAAAGACGUCUAUGUGAUGUGCUGCUGAGAUGUCUACUUAUAAGCAUGCUAACUAGCUAGCCACAGCCUAUCCUGUCCCACAGUACCACUUUGUAUUGCAGGAGGUAAUGUGUAGUUUCGGCAAGGGGUUUUAUAUGUUCCAGAAGCUCUGUUAGCUUUUCGUGUAUUACAUAAAAAGAUAUACACACAAAUGUCAGGACAGGAAAUUCUCUUGCAUCUGUUUUCCUUGCCAAACAGAAACUGAAUCCAAGCUUCUCUCUUUUAUUGAACUAAGAUGAGGCCUCGUUAGCUCAUUGCAAAACACACUUUAUUCCAAACUAAACACACCCACACAAUCUUUUUUGUCUUUCCUUAAUCAUCCCUGGGUUGGUCUAAAUAAAUCCUCAAUUCACAGAGUCCCUCCCCACCUGUUAUGUCUUCCCUUCCCUGAUGUCAUAGUCCUAUUAAGAGUCACUGUAAAUCGCCUCUGUACUGUGUCCGUUGUCAUCACACUGACCUCCUAUUCUCUUGGAUGUUCAGUCCCAGUUCAUUGUCCAGUUGUGCUCACUUUCAGGCUGCUAAACCCGGUUGAGCUGAGCACCAGUUGAGACUCCACGUCUUACUGAGCCCUGAGCUAAUUAGCUUAUUAAUGGUAGCUAAGUAGGAUGGUUAGCAAAGAGCAGCAGGCGACGAUUUCUCUGGUCAAAUGCUGCCCCCCUCUGGCUUUGUUUUACAAAAUACACUUUUAAAUGAGGCAGCUUGGCUGAGUGACAAAGUAAUGUAACUUCUACUGAUGAGUAAUAUGGUGCAUUUUACAAGUAGCUCCUCCAAUGCUGGUUACUGAUGGAGCCAACACAUUCUCCUCCUCCACACCACAUAUUCUCACCUUCUCCGCUGUAGAACAGCAAGUGUGACUCACUGAUUGAAUUCACCUUCAUUUGUUAUCAUGAGGACACCAGCUCUGCCGCAGUGCAUAUGCCUGGCACAUGCUACGGCGCAUCAGACAGGUGGUGGAGCCUAAUCAAACAGCAGUGCUUACCAGAGUCACACGCUAUUUAGCACUUUCUCUCCCUCCUCAGCUCUCCCUCUCUUUUCGUGCUCCCUGGCAGACUUUCCUCCACCCACCCGACAUUCCUCUGCGCAUCCAUGUCCACGGAGGGCUGAGCGAUGGGUCCCAAGCACUCUUCUGGUUGUUCGGCACCCAGUGCACCACGCUGUUGUUUAGCAUGAUAUUCUCACCGGGUCGUCUUUGCAUGUGUUUGUGUUUUUGUGUGUGUGUGUGUGUGUGUGUGUGAGAACUAUGAUUAAUGAAAGAGUCCGUCACAGCGUGGCAGACUUCACCCCCUGAUACGCCGUCUCGCUCACACACAUGCGAGCAGAUUUCGAUCGCACACAAACUACCACAUGCUGAGGCAUGAUCAGACAGAUGCUUUGCAAUAUAUUAUUUACAUCUGGAGAUUCCACUACCACCUUAAAAAUGAACCAAGUGGAUUUUGCGUAAAAGCUUUUUUUUUUUUUUUUCUAAUUUUUGAAUCCAUUCAAUUUUCUCCCAAGCUGAAAUGUCACUCAGCCAAAUUCCCCCAAUUUGCAUCUCAAUUUUAUGGAGCUGUGAGUGCACACAGGAGAACAAAAUGGGCAACAGAGUAAAACUUUAAUGAGAGAGAAUAAAUUAGCAAUAUUAUGCUUGUUUGUAAUGCUGCAGUGGCUUCUCUGCUUUACCUCUCCAAGAUGUGAAAAACCUGUAAGGCAAGCUGUUGGAGCGGCGCUCGGAGCCGCUGGCAUGCUUUUGUAAUAAGGGAUCAGCCGAGAAUGGGGAUCAUGAAUACAAAAGCAUCAAUGGGAUAUGCAUGGUGUGAAUAUGCAUCAAACACAUCUGCGCUUAUGCUCUUGCCAGCUCUGCACAGUAUGUAAUGUACCAUGUUACAGCAGGUUUCUUCUUCCCUCUCUCUUUGACUUUUAUUCCCACGAGGGGCCACGCUUUAAGUGGGUCACUUCAUACAAAAAAAGUUUUCUGGCCUCUAAAAGCCCUACCAAAAUAUUCUGUGGGGUCUGUCCUUAAUCACUCGGAAUGCAUUAGAGGUUGAGAACAAACGAGGAAUGACAGCAAGUAAACAAGCAAUAUGCGUCAGUAAAGCAAUAAGCGCCCAACCGCCCUCACCCCAUCCUUAUCUCUCCAUGUGUCUCACUAUGUGGAGCCCUGCUCCGAGUUUAGGGGUGGGUGCUAAUGAGGGCGCGGGUGUUAAAACCAAAGGGAGAGCCGAGCAAAAGAGUUGGCUCAGCAGAGGGCUUGGGAGUGAGAUGAAGGAGAUGAGACGGUAAAGAGAAAUUGGGUUGCGUGGACACAGCUGAUACGGCCGCGGUUGUUUUUCAUUCAGAUUUGUCUGGGUCGUCUAAAGACAUUAAUUCUGGGUUUUAUCUCUCUGAUGUGCUCAAACGACCAGCUUUCAAAAGCGCUGCACGACUGUAGAUGAAAGGGGGGAGUCGCUCUUUGCUCUGAAUCGCACACUUUCAACAGUGUUGUUGUUGCAGUCGGGUCUUGUGAAGGAGCAGGACCCAUUCACACAAACAGCGCCGGAGGUUUAACACAACACUGGCUGCAGGAUUGACAGUCCGUACUACGGUACAGGACGAACAGAGCCUAAGGACAGGCUACCAGCAAGCUCACAGAGACUGAGAACUUCUUCAAAACUCUCCUCAAGUUUUAUCGGCUAGCACGGCUAACAGUGGUCUGCUGACGGUUUGAACGAGCUCUGUGAGGAGCUGAUUCUCAAAUAUCAGAGAGCCGCGUCAGUGGUGCCACAGUCACAAGACACAAUCAUGCAGACGUGUUGGUAAACACUUGUCAGAGUUAAUUUCCCUGUGGUUGGAAUGCAGGAUUUUUUUUUUUUUUCAUCAAUGCUGGAUGGACUUCUACGACUCCCUCCAGGCAGAGGACUGCCUGCGAAAAAAAAACAGUUGGUGAAGCUGAAUAAAUUAAGACUGAAAAGCCUCCGACGAGCCACAGUUUUGCGUCUGCCGUGGACGAUGUACAUACUUGAACACAUGCACAAACAUGCGCACACACACGAAAACAAGACACAGGAGCCACAGAGGUGUAACACUAAUUAUAUCUUCCAUACAAUGUCCACAAUUUGUGGUACGAAACAGGACCAAAAGCCUUGAAUCAGGAGAAACUGAGUACACCUAACUGAUGCCUGAACCAUCCAAAACAGUGAUAAUGCUGAGACUGUUUUGGAUCAUCAGCUUAGAGUGCGUUUUACUCAAUCUCUCCUGAUUGCUGACAGACUACGGCGUCACUCGCUCGCGUCAGAGCUAACUGACUGUUGUUUGUAAAACUUCCUCUCUAUAAAAAGAAACAAUGCAAGUAUUCUACCGCAGGUUAUCUGAAUGCAACCUGGUAGACAUACUUGGGCUCCAUGAUCCCUAGCAAUAUAUAGAUUAUGGUGUGUGGUUACAAUUGUUUCUUUGUUUUUCUGUCGAGUUUGUUUUUUGUACUGUGUUUUUUCAAUGAUUAAGCUCCUGCUGUCAAAAAAACAGAAAAAGAAAAAAAAAGACAAGAGGAAAAAAAAAAAGUUCAUUUGACUGAUGGAAAAGUGCUUCCAGAUUUUAGACUCAUGGCUGCGCACCCUUCCUCCCCUCACCUCCCCCCCCUCCCCUCCCCCACCCGCUCACCCCUCCCUUACCACCAGAGGAUGUCAAAUGUUCGAUUUGCUUGUGAUCUCUUUGAGUUACAUCGUAUGGUAUACAUGCACUCAUGUACUUAAUGUUUAAAAGAUAUUGCAUUGUAUCCAAGUGCUUUGCCAACACAUUAGCUGAAAGACGAAAAGGGAAGAUUCGGUGACUUCCUGUACAGCUUUUGCAUCUGCAAAAAAAAAAAAAAGAAAAGAAAAAGAAAAAAAAAAGUCAUGCGUUGUUUCAUGAUAAUUUGUAUUAGGCAGCAAUAGGCUGCCUUGGAUUGCUAUGUACUACUUGUGUAUAUAUGUAUGCUGUACCACUUGUCUGCUGUGAAAUUUGUUGACUACUCAGCUUAUAUAAGGGCUUUUUAUAGAUAUAAAAGCAGACCGGGCAAUCUGACGUCGCUCUCUGUAACUCAAGUCAAAAUUUCUCUAGAGGUUUUUUUUUAGGGAUGAAGGGAUGUGAACCGAAUUUUCAUGCAUACAAAAUGCUAUAUAGAUAAAGUUUUGACUGACUAACUGACUGAAAUGUCUAUAGGCACUCAUACGACGUUGGCCCAUGUGUCCUGUUUGAAUAAAUCUUUCAAGAAACGUA
This is a messenger RNA of Acanthopagrus latus (yellowfin seabream), 9860 nucleotides long. Its product is annotated as protein shisa-8. The record is from RefSeq and is a predicted model, not a curated record. The transcript is spliced from 5 exons. Gene Ontology annotation, cellular component: AMPA glutamate receptor complex; postsynaptic density; dendritic spine membrane. The coding region runs from base 2193 to 3500 and encodes 435 amino acids. Gene Ontology annotation, biological process: regulation of short-term neuronal synaptic plasticity; regulation of AMPA receptor activity. NCBI's taxonomy places the organism in Eukaryota, Metazoa, Chordata, Actinopteri, Spariformes, Sparidae.